GCCCGAGCCCGAGCGCAGUGGCCUCCGAGCGGGAACCGGACUGGGAGCCGGAGCCGGAGCCGGAGCGGGAACCCGAGCUGGAGCCGAAGCUGGAGCCGGCACUGCAGCGCACGGAGCGGAGCGCUGCAGCAAAGCCGAGUGAGUGGAGGGGCCUUCCCUGCGAGAAGUCAGAGCUGUGCCCGUGGGCAGGCUGGCUCCGCUGUUCUGCUCCAAGGAUUACAUGUCCUUCAAACGUCCCUGCCCCUUAGCACGAUACAACCGCACCAGCUACUUCUACCCCACAUUCUCAGAGAGCUCGGAGCACAGCCAUCUGCUCGUGUCCCCCGUGCUGGUGGCGAGUGCCGUCAUAGGUGUGGUCAUCAUCCUCUCCUGCAUCACCAUCAUUGUGGGCAGCAUCCGCAGGGACAGGCAGGCCCGGCUUCAGCGGCACCGCCACCGCCACCACCGCCACCACCACCACCACCAUCACCACCACCGGCGUCGACACCGAGAGUACGAGCACGGCUACGUGUCGGACGGGCACACAUACAGCCGCUCAAGCCACAGGAUGCGCUAUGCCUGCAGCUCCUCAGAGGACUGGCCCCCACCCUUGGACAUCAGCUCUGACGGGGACAUGGAUGCCACGGUGCUCAGGGAGCUGUACCCAGAUUCUCCACCAGGAGUCUCACUCAGUUGCCUAGGCUGGAGUGCAAUGAUGUACACUGGGAGCUUUACCUACUGGAUGCAAUCUGUGCUUUCCAGACACAAACUGGACACCAUCCUGGGCAGGCUGGGCUACACAGCCACCUUGGAGUCUGAGUUCUCACUGGUCCAGGCCAUCAGCAAAGAGGACGUCAAGCAGAUGGUGUUCGAGAUCUUCCUGGUGAGGGUCUCAUGUGAAGCUGUUGUCAGAACCACGGGCACAUGGAUGCUUGAGCCGGGCACAGAGAAACUCGCGGGGACCCACAGCAGGCACAGCUCAGAGAAAAGGCUGGUGAAGCCCUGCAGCUGCCUCGAGGGGGUCCAGCCAGGCCCAGGUUCCGGGGGACCACAGCAAGGUCCCUCAGAAGGGGUGGGGUCCGAGAGGGCCCUGGCAGAGGGCACUGCUGACCAGAGAUCUCUGCCCAUGGCUCUGAGCCCAUCUGAGGUCUCAACAGCCCCCAACAGCCUCCCCAGUGGCUCCCCAGUCCUCUAGGGCCCCCAGUGCCACAGCAGCACAUGCCUGGACAGUGAGGAGGUCCUGCCUUGCUUCAGUGAUCCUGUCUUACACUGGAUGCCCUGGUUUCCCAAGGACAUUUUCCUGAGAAGCCUAAAGGGAAACCAACUCCCAGGCCCCGCCCUGGCCCCUGGCCCUUCAUCGGGUGAGGUGGUCACUGCCUCAGGGUGCAGCAGGGGGCAGCCCCUGGUCUCGGGUGCAGUUCCUGAGAGCAGAGAAGUCACCAUUCUCAGCCAGCUCUGCCCAACACCAGGUCCCCAAUCUCCAGGGCAGUCCUUAGACCGGAAGCCAGAAGCAUAGCUGGAGCUGGCCAGCCCCAGAAUAGACGCCGCACCUCCCAGCACCUCUUCCGAGAGGAAUGAGCUCUGUGAGUGCUCCCUCACCUUCUUGGCCCCUCAACUCCUGCAGGCCAUCCUAGAGGCAUCCCGCGCCCUGAGGUGGAGGAAGAUGGACAACUAGGGCCUCUUGUGGGGCCAGAGCCAACUGGUGAUGAUGGCAGCCCAGAAAGUGGAGUCAUUCCAUUCUGGAGGUCUACCCAGGCUCCCCUGAAUGGAUGAGAGCCCCCCAGCACCCACUAGACCCCCCAGUGGGGGCCAGUGGCACCAGUCCCCACCCAAAGACACCAUCCCAGCAAUAGCUGAGGGAGUAAUCUCUCGCUGGUACAGGGCAGGCACCCUGAAUAAGCAAAUCGCUCUCACUGUGAUGUCCACCACGAGGUGACUGCUGGGAGAGGUGCUAGACCUGGGAUCAGGGCACAGGAGGAGAAGCAGGGCACGGGGGAAGAGUGGCCAAACCUAUGGCUUGCUUGUGAGGCAUAGGAGCCCAUCUGCUAACCCCAAAAGGUCUCGAAUUCCAGCCCUGCCAUCGAUGGCUUAUGUGACCUUGGGCAACUCACCCCACCUCUCUGAGCCUCGUUUUCCUCAUCUGUAAAGUGACUAUGGUCAGACCUCCUUCCCAGGAGGUUGGGAAGAGUUAGCGAGGUGAGGUGUGCUCAGUGCCCAUCAGAGACCGACCCAGAGAAGGACCCCUCCCUUUAGGCUUUCUGUCCCCUUCAUGUCCCAGCUCAGUUGUGUGACCCUGGAUAAGUCAUCCUGCAGCUCUGAGUAGCCGCUUCCCUCAGCAACCUUCAGACCCAUUUCACCUGUCACAGUGCAAAUAAAGAGGGCAGAGAUGUGUAGACAACUGGAUGUGUAGCAUACCCUUAAUCCAUCUAGGAUCCACUAUUGCCCUCCCUUUUUUUUCGGCUAAUUUGUUGGGAGCUCAGGGUCAACUCUCAUGCCUGCUCCCCAUCCAGGAGUGGGGGCACCCCCUCCACCUGCCAUCUCCUGCCCCUUUAUGUACACAUAUACAUGCACAUGUGCAUGCAAGUAGGUACAUUCAGGCAUGGCACAUGCCCAUACACACGCCCUUAGUCAUUCCUCUUUGGGAUCCCAACGGAGGGCAUCCUCCUCCAACCAGGGGCUUCUCUAUGUGGUGGCAGGUGUCACUAACCCAGGGACGGCCUCUCGGGCUUCCCAUCUGUGAAAUGGGAAAAAUUAAAUAGGUGAAGGUCCCUUCAGGGUGCAAAGCAGGUGCUUAAUAAUUGUUGGUACCUGCCUUUGCUCUCCCUAAAACUGAGCAUAUAACCACACCACUUUCAGUCCUUAAGACCGGGGGGUGGUGCUCAGGCUGGAAGGAUUUUAAAAGCUUUGGCUCCACCUCCAUCCAAGUUAGAGACAGCAGUCCACUAAGACAGCCCCUACACAGGGUUUUUGAGACACAAAUCAGGAAGCAGUAUGCACUGGGCAGCACAGGGCACACUGGUUAUCAUCCACUCAUCCAUCCAACCAUCCA
This is a messenger RNA of Nomascus leucogenys (northern white-cheeked gibbon), 3028 nucleotides long. It is a transcript of the gene BEAN1, whose product is annotated as brain expressed associated with NEDD4 1. The record is from RefSeq and is a predicted model, not a curated record. NCBI's taxonomy places the organism in Eukaryota, Metazoa, Chordata, Mammalia, Primates, Hylobatidae. The transcript has 6 exons. Bases 221 to 1174 code for a protein of 317 amino acids.